This is a messenger RNA of Ostrea edulis (European flat oyster), 616 nucleotides long. RefSeq lists its product as uncharacterized. The record is from RefSeq and is a predicted model, not a curated record. NCBI's taxonomy places the organism in Eukaryota, Metazoa, Mollusca, Bivalvia, Ostreida, Ostreidae. The annotation marks the transcript as partial. The transcript is spliced from 2 exons.
GUAACGAACUUGGCACUUGGAAAGCCAGUUUCUGGAAGUUCCUUAGAUCAACGCUUCAAAGUAAAAUUUGAAUAUGCUGUCGAUGGACGAACCCGUGUCACCGAUCCCAAUCUAUUAUUUCAUACCAGUUUUGAACUUUACCCGUGGUUGACUGUUGCACUGGGCAGACUAAGUAUCGUUAAGAGCAUCACAAUCUAUAACAGGAACGAUGGCCAUGGUGAAUGGCUGCAUGGCGUUGAAACCAGAGUUGGGAACACCAUUGAUUGGGCUCAGAUGUCCACUUGUGGAACGUUCGUUGGACCUAGUGUGACGGGAGGAGUUCAUGUCAUUGAGUGUGAAAAACUCUUGUACGGAAUGUUCGUCACCGUGAAAAUUGUUAAACAGAACAACAUGGAUGGGAAAAAUUAUCUGGUGUUGGAGGAAGUUGUCAUCGCUGGAAUCGUGGCGUGAGAUUGUGAAAUCAGUCGGAUCGAUCCCACCACCGUCCAACAUUCUAUCAAAAUCUUAGAAUAAUAACACAGAUGUAAAUCAAAAUCAAAAUUCUACCAAAACCUACAGACACUUGGAUGUUGUUACUAUUGAUGUAAAAGUACCCAUUUAUACAAACUUUCAUACA